AUGAAAGCCUUACUAGGGUCUCAAGAUGCUUGGGAGAUUGUAGAGAAAUGUUAUAAUAAGCCUCAAAAUAAGGCUAUUUUGUCACAAAAUGGGAAAGAUACUUUGACAAAGCAAAACAAGAAGGAUCAACAAGCACUUGCAUUUAUCCAUCAAGGUUUAGAUGAAACCAUGUUUGAGGUAGUGUCUAAUGCAACCACCUCCAAAGAAGCUUGGAAGAUUUUAAAAAUGAACCUUGAAGGGCUUGACAAGGAAUUUGAGCCUAUUUCAAAUUUUGGUAAUAAAGUAAUGGUUGUUGUAAGCCAAAUGAAGCGAUGUGGAGAAAAGGUGGAGGAUGUUCACAUAGUAGAAAAAACACUUUGCUUUUUAACCACAAAGUUUGAUUAUGUGGUUUGUGCUAUUGAAAGGUCAAAAGAUUUAGACUCAAUAUUUGUUGACCAGUUGAUGGGUUCGCUUCAAGCCUAUGAAGAGAGAUUUAAUCGAAGACAAGAGGAGCCUUUGAAGCAAGUCCUUAAAACCAAAGUCUCUUUAAAAGAAAGUGGAGGAGAAAAAAAUCAACGAGUACAUGGUCGUGACCAAGGAAAAGAAGGAAGAAGAGAUUGUGAUAAUUUUAACAAUAGAGAUGAUUAUCAACCUACUAGAGGUCGUGAAAGAGGAAGAGGCAGAGGCAAUUUUGGUAGGCCAAAUAAAAGAAUGUAUGAUAAAUCUAAUGUUGAAUGCUUCAAUUGCCACAAAUAUAGUCAUUACUCUUGGGAGUGUGGAACAAAUGUUGAGGAGAAGGCCAACCUUAUUGGAGAGAAAGAAAAAGAUGAAAAGUCAACAUUGUUGCUAGCACUUAACAAUGAAGAGAAGAGUGAUAAAUGCUUAUGGUAUCUUGACAAUGGAGCAAGUAAUCACGUGUGGUUAUAG
This is a messenger RNA of Abrus precatorius (Indian licorice), 906 nucleotides long. RefSeq lists its product as uncharacterized. The record is from RefSeq and is a predicted model, not a curated record. Lineage: Eukaryota; Viridiplantae; Streptophyta; Magnoliopsida; Fabales; Fabaceae. Bases 1 to 906 code for a protein of 301 amino acids. Gene Ontology annotation, molecular function: zinc ion binding; nucleic acid binding. The transcript is spliced from 2 exons.